CGAAAACGGCAAAACACGUACGAACUGGCAGAAAUUCGCACCUUCACAAAAUAUGAAGCGUUUGACGUUGGCGGACGUGCUACCGGUUUGGCUCUAUCAUUCGCGUUGUUUUUUUAUUACAUUGUACUAGGCCUGGCCAAAGUAAUAUGGUGGAAGAGGGAAGGUUUAGGCUGGAUAGUGCCACAGCUUCUUACUCUAUCUCAGCCAUUCAUGAUUCCCUAUCUUCUCUUUCAUUCCUUUCGAUUGACUUAUUCUUCAAUGGUCGAAGACAAAAUAGAAGAAUUGCCGUCUAUUUUAAGAUUUUAUGAGGGACUAUUAGAAUAUUCUGCGCCAUUAUUUAUAAUAAUAGAGGGAACUGCUACUGCACUUGUGGUUGUAGUAUGCAGAAGUGCGGUGAAAAGAAUGGUUGAUAAGAACGAAGUAUUGGAGGUACAUUUUUUGAUUGGAUCAAUAUUGAUCUAUGCGGCGUCAUUCUAUUUUCUGUACACGAUCUAUAGCUUACCGGGGAUGGAUCCUGUAACUGCAACACUUAUUGGAUCUUUUAUGACAUUAACUAUUGUCGUAACAUAUAGUUUGUUUGCGAAUAGCAACAAAGGACUUAUAACGGACAUGGCUCUUUUGUUUGCCUACAAUAUUUAUUGUAUAUACAUGUUGUCAUUUAAGUGGAAUCAGGAGAAAAAUGUAGGUAGCACGAUAUUGGUGGUUGAAACCAAAACGCAAUUCCUUCCGUUCGACGUAUUUCAGAAUUUCAAUAUUGUAUCUUUUGGGGAAUCUCUAUACAAUAUUGACAGUAAGACUUUAGUGAAAGGCUGUGUUGAUUUUUUCGGAAAUAUUCGUUCUGUAACUGCAAUACAAAAAGCAUUAUCAUUGCAAGUAUUUAUCUCACUUGUAUAUCGAGCUUCUGUUAUAUUAAUAGCGUUCUAUUUCGUAAAUAAAACUUUGGAUUCCCGCGAUGUUAAAGUUCAAUUGAAUGAAGAAGAACGGGUAGGUAUCCCUUGUUAG
This is a messenger RNA of Acaulospora morrowiae, 1002 nucleotides long. The record is from the annotation of a GenBank genome assembly. NCBI's taxonomy places the organism in Eukaryota, Fungi, Glomeromycota, Glomeromycetes, Diversisporales, Acaulosporaceae.